This is a messenger RNA of Adineta ricciae, 519 nucleotides long. Lineage: Eukaryota; Metazoa; Rotifera; Eurotatoria; Adinetida; Adinetidae. The record is from the annotation of a GenBank genome assembly.
AUGUCUUCUACAACUUUCCAUCAUUGUCUUCGGACCACAACUCAACCAAACACACGCAAAAUAGAUUUUCAUCGACGAUCGAAAUAUUUCACGUAUAUCAAUCAACGUUUUUCCAAGAAAAUAUUACCACUAGCAACUACUGUAUUCAAGAAUUGUAUAACCAACUAUCUUCCAAGUUUACAAGUACUUCUAAUUUCCACAGAUGCAGCACUCGUUUUUAUGCCGUCUAUUCAAAAUGACACUCUUUCGUUUAGCAAUCCAUUUUCAACUGAGAUACAAUGGUUUUUCGAGAUUGGCUUAUAUUACAAACGAUUUCAUAGUCAAGCAGUUGCCUAUACAACAAGUCCAUACAAUCAAAUAAUAGAUGAAAUGGUCAUGAAUCAAUGUAUGAAAUCUUUUCCAAAUGCUACAAAACUGACUCUCAAAGAUGAACUUUCGAAGGUGUCUUGUGACUCAAUUUCAGUGACUGUUAAUCGUAUUUUACCUUCAGAACAAUUACAAACUUCAAUGUUGUGUUGA